Molecule: messenger RNA, 3522 nt
Organism: Medicago truncatula (barrel medic)
Lineage: Eukaryota; Viridiplantae; Streptophyta; Magnoliopsida; Fabales; Fabaceae
Exons: 8
Coding region: 1-3522 (1173 amino acids)
Molecular function (GO): nucleic acid binding; RNA-DNA hybrid ribonuclease activity
Source: RefSeq, a predicted model, not a curated record
AUGGACCGCACCGGUAGAGGCGGGGGUCUUGCACUAUUUUGGCGUAAUUCCUUACAUUGUCAACUUGUUGAUUUUUCGAGUAAUCAUAUUAUUGUUGAGAUAAAUGAUGUUGUUCUUGGUACUUGGAGACUUACCGGUUAUUAUGGCUAUCCUAACGGAGGUCGUAGAACUGCCGCUUGGAAUUUUCUUCGACAACUUUCUCAUCAAUUUACAGGUCCUUGGUGUAUCUUUGGCGAUUUUAAUGAUAUCCUUGAUGCAAGUGAGAAAAGGGGGCGCACCACUAGACCUCUGUGGCUUAUAAACGGGUUUCGUCAAGCUGUUAUUGAUUCAGGUUUGUCUGAUGUUCCAAUUGAAGGUUAUCCAUUUACUUGGUUCAAAAGUCUAGGCACUCCGCGUGCCGUGGAAGAAAGAUUAGAUCGUGCGCUUGCUAACAAUUUGUGGUUUAAUAUCUUUCUUAAUGCUACUGUUGAAACUUUGGUAGCACCUGCUUCUGAUCAUUAUCCCAUAUAUGUAAAUGUUGCUCCUACUCCUCGGCCUCAUGUCUUUAAACGCCAUUUUCGUUACGAAAAUGCAUGGCAUCUUGAACCGGGUUUUAAGGAUCUUGUUACUAACUCUUGGCAGGAAUAUUCUACCCAUACUAUUAUUUCGAAGCUUUCCUCUUGCGCGGAAGUCAUGUCUGUUUGGAAAAAAUCACAUUGUCAUAAAUUAAAAACUGAUAUUGAAGAUUGUCGCAAACAAUUGCAGAAAACUCGGUUAGGAUCUGCUGGUGAGGACCAAGUUCGCAUGUUCGAGCUAAGGAAAAGAAUGCAACGGCUGCUGUCCCAAGAUGAUGCUUAUUGGCGUCAACGCGCAAAAACCCAUUGGUAUAAGGAUGGCGACCGUAAUACCAAGUUUUCUCACGCUUCGGCUACGGCUCGAAAGAAGGUAAAUCGUAUAACUUCUCUUGAUGAUGAUGCGGGUAAUAAAAUUACUAAUGAGCAGGAUAUGCAAGAAGUGGCAAGGCAAUAUUUUGUAAAUAUUUUUCAACAACAGAAUAGUGAUUCUUCUUCCGUUAUUGAUGUUAUUAAUCCAUCUGUUUCUGAUAAUGACAAUGAAAUGCUCACGGCCCCUAUCUCUAAGGUAGAGUUUAAGGAUGCUAUCUUCUCUAUGCAUCCAGAUACGGGACAAUUUUCCCCAGAUUUGAAUAUUACUAACAUUGCCCUUAUCCCAAAAGGUUCUACGCAGGUUAGCAUGAAGGACUGGCGCCCUAUAGCACUUUGUAAUGUGUUAUACAAAAUCAUUUCGAAAGUGUUAGCAAAUCGGUUGAAGAAAGUGCUGCCUAAAUGCAUUUCCGACAAUCAAUCCGCCUUCGUCCCAGAACGCUCGAUUUUAGAUAAUGCUAUGGUAGCAAUUGAGGUCGGUCCUAUUAUUCCAGGGCGGGGUCUCCGUCAAGGGGAUCCUCUCUCUCCGUACUUGAUUAUUAUUUGUGCAGAAGGUUUAUCUUCGCUUAUCAGAGAUGCCGAGACAAGAGGUGUCCUCACCGGUACAAAGGUAUGUCGUCAAGCACCGUCAGUUUCUCAUCUUUUAUUCGCUGAUGAUUGUUAUCUCUUUUUCAAAGCUAACGAGGAUCAAGCACAUGUUAUGAAGCAUAUUCUAUCCACUUAUGAAUUAGCUUCUGGUCAAGCGAUCAGUUUACCAAAGUCUGAAAUAUAUUGCAGUCGUAAUGUUCCUGAUGACCUCAAAGCUAACAUUACAGAUAUUCUCGGCGUCCAACUUGUGCUGGGCAUAGGUAAAUAUUUGGGCUUACCUUCUAUGAUAGGUCGAGAUCGAAAUGCUACUUUUGCUUACAUCAAGGAUCGUGUUUGGCAGAAAAUCAAUUCCUGGAGUUGUAAGUGUCUCUCUAAAGUAGGUCGAGAGGUCAUGAUAAAAUCUGUUUUGCAGGCUAUUCCUUCUUAUGCGAUGAGUAUCUUUCAACUUCCCACUACCUUACUAGACUCCAUUGAAAAGAUGAUGAACUCCUUCUGGUGGGGCAACGGUAAAACAACACAAAGAGGAAUUCAUUGGAUGAAUUGGGAGAAGCUUUCAGCACCAAAGAUUCACGGAGCUCGUUACUUCCCCUCUAGCUCCUAUCUCACGGCCACUGUUGGGCACAACCCCAGCUAUGUUUGGCACAGCAUCAUGCGUGCUAGAUUUAUUGUGCGUGGGGGCGCUAGAUGGAGUGUAGGCUCAGGCGCGACUAUUCCUAUUCUUAAUGAACCAUGGCUGCCAAAUGGGGAGUUUAUUAGUAGUGAUAUUCCAGGUGCUCACUUUGUUCGUAAUUUUACCGUUAACAGCUUGAUGAAUUUAUAUGAAAAAACCUGGAAUGAACAGGUGGUUAGAAAAGUUUUUAGUGAUGAUAUAGCAAACAAAAUACUACAUACGCCAUUGAUUUCUCAAGUUGACGAGGAUAGAAUUAUAUGGAAAGCGGAAAGGCACGGACGUUACUCUGUUCGUAGUGCUUACAGGUCUUUGGGGUUCGGUGCAACACGCCCUUCUACCACUGCCUCAGCUUCGGAAGCUAUAUUUUAUCUGUUAGAGACUUUGUCGGUUGAAUUAAAACAACGUAUGCCAUCUGUAUUAUGGAGUAUAUGGAAGCACCGCAAUCUCAGAGUGUGGGAUGAUGUAACAGAAACAAGUGCAACGGUUGUUGAGCGUGCUAGAAACAUGCUUACAGACUGGCAACUGGCCAAUGCUCCAGAUGUUCUUGUAUCUAGAUCGAAUCAUCAACCAACAACGGCCUCCACCUCUCAACAACACCGAAUCACGUGGCAGCCUCCCGUGUCCGGAAGAUACAAAUGUAACAUCGAUGCGGCCUUCUCUUCUCACGUCAACCGUACAUGUAUUGGUAUUUGUGUUCGCGAUGCAGAAGGUACGUUUGUUCUGGCUAAGACUAUGACAUACCCUUGUACUGUUCCGGUGGAAGUGGGUGAAGCUUUAGGGCUGCACUUUGCUUUGCAAUGGUUGAGUGAUAUGCAGUUUGACAAUCUGGAUUUCGAAACAGACUCUAAGUUGACAGCUGAAGCCUUCCGUUCUACUAGAAACGACUUGUCCGAAUUUGGAUGCAUUAUUUCCUCCUGUCGUUCUUUGUUCAGUACUUUCUUUUCUAACUCUAGGGUGGAGUUUGUUAGGCGACAAGCCUACGUGGUUGCUCAUGCUCUUGCAAGGGAGGCCACAUCUGCUGAAAUCUAUAGAUUUCAAGGCAUUUGGGUUGCCUCCAUCACACCGGUGGUUCUGUUUGUACGUAUUCAAAAAAACGGUGUUGUUGCCUUUCCGGUGGGUAGCCAUGCCGUGUCAGUUGGGCCAGAAAUGGAUGUGUACGAACUUGUUAUUGUGUUGGCAGUUGGAUUGAGUUGUAUCACCAUUGGAAAUCGGCAUUCGCUAUUUGACUUGGACUAUGGGGCUCGAAAGAGCGUUUUAGCUUGCUAUGAUAUGCAGGGAGUUUAUGGUACAUGGACCUGCUUUCGUGUUGACGGACGGUCCACUCACCGCAAUGAUGACCUUUGA